This is a messenger RNA of Callithrix jacchus (white-tufted-ear marmoset), 1495 nucleotides long. It is a transcript of the gene KLK6, whose product is annotated as kallikrein related peptidase 6. NCBI's taxonomy places the organism in Eukaryota, Metazoa, Chordata, Mammalia, Primates, Cebidae. Gene Ontology annotation, molecular function: serine-type endopeptidase activity. Gene Ontology annotation, biological process: proteolysis. Gene Ontology annotation, cellular component: secretory granule. The record is from RefSeq and is a predicted model, not a curated record.
ACAAAGCCUGAUUGUUCCUGGGCCCUUUCCCCACAGCGCCUGGGCCUGCUCCCCAGCCUGGGGCAGGGGCGGGGGCAGUGUGGUGUCACAUGCUGUCUCCCUGGCUGGCUGGCUCGCUCUCUCCUGGGGACACGGAGGUCAGCAGGCAGCACACAGAGGGACUUACGGGCAGCUGUCCCUUCUCCAACUCAAGAACCUCCGGAGGCCCAGGGGCCCAGUGGCCUGCAGCAGGAGCGGCCAUGAAGAAGCUGCUGGUGGUGCUGAGCCUGGUGGCUGCAGCCUCGGCAGAGGAGCAGAAUAAGCUGGUGCAUGGUGGACCCUGUGAAAAGACGCGUCACCCCUACCAAGCCGCCCUCUACACCUCGGGCCACUUGCUCUGCGGUGGCGUCCUUAUCCAUCCACUGUGGGUCCUCACAGCAGCCCACUGCAAAAAACCGAAUCUUCAGGUCUUCCUGGGGAAGCAUAAUCUUCAGCAAAGGGAGAGUUCACAGGAGCAGAGCUCUGUGGUCCGGGCUGUGAUCCACCCUGGCUACGAUGCCUCCACCCAUGACCAGGACAUCAUGCUGCUGCGCCUGGCACACCCGGCCAAGCUCUCUGAACUCAUCCGGCCCCUUCCCCUGGAGAGGGACUGCUCAGCCAACUACACCAGCUGCCACAUCCUGGGCUGGGGCAAGACAGCAGAUGGUGAUUUCCCUGACACCAUCCAGUGCGCAUACAUUCACUUGGUGUCCCGUGAGGAGUGUGAGCGUGCCUACCCCGGCCAGAUCACCCAGAACAUGUUGUGUGCCGGGGAUGAGAAGUACGGGAAGGAUUCCUGCCAGGGCGAUUCUGGAGGUCCACUGGUAUGUGGAGACCGCCUCCGAGGCCUUGUGUCAUGGGGCAAUAUCCCAUGUGGAUCAAAGGAGAAGCCAGGAGUCUACACCAAUGUCUGCAGAUACACCAAUUGGAUCCGAAAAACCAUUCAGGCCAAGUGACCCUGGCAUGUGACAUCCAUCUCCUGACCUAUCUACCACCCCACUGGCUGGUUCCAGAAUGUCUCUCACCAAGACCUUGCUUCCCCUCCCCUCCUGCCCAGCUCUGACCCUGACGCUUAAUAAAGACAGCGACACAAGAGCCCUGAUUCUCCCUGGUUUUGCCCCAGCUCCAUCCUUGCAUCACUGGGGAGGACUUGAUGAGUGAGGACUUGGGCCGAGGUCUUACCCCCACCACUAAGAGGACACAGGAAAAUCCCUUCCUCCUGAUUAUUCCACGUUUGGUUUCUUCCUGCAGAGGCCCCGCCAUGUGUCUGGAAUCCCAGCUAUGCCUCUUAGUAUCUUUGUCUCCUUGGGAUAUACCUUCCUUUACUGUAGAUUUCUCAUCUGUAAAAUGAAGAUAAGGUUGAUACAGUCCCCAUAAGGCAGUGGCUGUUGGGAAGAUUUAAGGUUUCACACCCAUGACAUGCACAGAACAGCGCCUGGCCCACCAUGUGCUCAAUAAAGAGUGAAUUUUAUUAUGA